AUGUCACAGUAUUGCUUCGCCAUCUAUGCUGCUAUUGCCAUCCUAUUUGUACUUUCAAGCUCACAAAAAGAAGCAGCGGCUAAACCAGUAAUCCUGUCAGCAGAUUCAUCACAACCAAUCAUCGAAGGAAAAGCUAGCUUGAGCCUUGCCCAAUGUACGGCUGCCUGCAGAGCUGGUGUAACGGCCAUGGAAGCAUUUUGUCGUGUGGUUCCACAUCCUGCUACAAAAGCUCUAUGCUGGGCGGUGACACUAUAUGCUGGCACGCCAAGUGUUGCUGCAUGCACUGGAUUCUGCUAUAAUAAUUUUUAA
Rotaria sp. Silwood2 is the source of this 309-nucleotide messenger RNA. Lineage: Eukaryota; Metazoa; Rotifera; Eurotatoria; Philodinida; Philodinidae. The record is from the annotation of a GenBank genome assembly.